AUGAGCCCCAAGCUCACCACCUGCCCAUGGACACCUGUGUCAGCAUGUCACCUCUCCAUCACCCUGUCUGUGGGGUCCACUGGUGCCACACCCCUCAUCCAGUCUCGGAUUGUAGGAGGCUGGGAGUGUGAGAAGCAUUCCCAACCCUGGCAGGUGGCUGUGUACAGUCAUGGAUGGGCACACUGUGGGGGUGUGCUGGUGCACCCCCAGUGGGUGCUCACAGGUGCCCAUUGCAGAAAUGAGAAUAGCCAGGUCUGGCUGGGUUGGCACAACCUGUUUGAGCCUGAAGACACAGGCCAGAGCAUCCCUGUCAGCCGCAGCUUCCCACAUCCGCUCUACAACACGAGCCUUCUGAAACAUCAAAGCCUUGGUCCAGAUGAAAACUACAGCGACCACCUCAUGCUGCUCCGCCUGCUGGAGCCUGCCAAGAUCACAGACACUGUGAAGGUCCUGGGCCUGCCCACCCGGGAGCCAGCAUUGGGGACCACCUGCUAUGCUGCAGGCUGGGGCAGCAUCCAACCAAAGGAGUUCUUCCACCCAAAGAGUCUUCAGUGUGUGAGCCUCCAUCUCUUUUCCAAUGACAUGUGUGCCAGAGCUUACUCUGAGACGGCGACAGAGUUCAUGUUGUGUGCUGGGCACUGGACAGGCGGAAAAGACACUUGCAAGGGUGAUUCUGGGGGUCCACUUGUCUGUAAUGGUGUGCUUCAAGGUAUCACGUCAUGGGGCCCUGAUCCAUGUGCCCUGCCUGAAAAGCCUGGUGUGUACACCAAGGUGGUGCAUUACCGGAAGUGGAUCAAGGACACCAUCAUGGCCAACCUCUGAGUGCACCUGUCCCACCCCUACCUCCAGUAAGUUUAAGUUCACCUCACGUUCUGGCAUCGCUUGGCCUUUCUGGGUGCUAGACACCAGAAGCUUGGAACUCACCUGACUAAAGCCCAAGCCUCUUGAGUCCUGCUAACCUGUGCACCUCGGGUGUGGACUCCAGGGCCGCCAGGAAAAGGAAUGGGCGGACACAGGUGUAGACCAGUGUUUCUGAAAUGGGUAUAAUUUCACUCUCUCCUUGGGAACACUGGCUGUUUCUGGAGACUUCUCAGUUUCACUGAGGACACGCACAAGGAUGUGGGUGACCAUGUUGUUUGUGGGGUGCAGAGAUGGGAGGGGUGGGGCCCACCCUGGAAGAGUGGACAGUGACUCAAGGUGGUGAUCUGCUCUCUGCGUAAGCUGGAGGCACAAUGCACGAGGCACUCACACAGCUAGGAAGAAGCUGAAAACACAGCCCACUCUGUCCUGGGGGCACUGGGAAGCCUAGAUAAGGCCAUGAACAGAAAGGAGGGGAGUAUCCUCCUAUGUUGUUGAAGGAAGGACUAAGGGGAGAAACUGAAAACUGAUCCAUUACAGAAGAUGUGUUCAGGUCCCCCAAACCAGAUUUGAUGAUUUCCUAGUAGGACUUACAGAAAUAAAGAGGCGUCAUGCUGUGUUUUA
Messenger RNA from Cebus imitator (Panamanian white-faced capuchin), 1482 nucleotides. RefSeq names its product kallikrein-2-like. Lineage: Eukaryota; Metazoa; Chordata; Mammalia; Primates; Cebidae. The record is from RefSeq and is a predicted model, not a curated record. The transcript has 6 exons. Gene Ontology annotation, molecular function: serine-type endopeptidase activity. Gene Ontology annotation, biological process: proteolysis. Bases 1 to 822 code for a protein of 273 amino acids.